AUGUGUAGACAAAGUCUGGCCGUCGGUCACCCAACAUGCGUACUCCUUCUGCAUCUAGCCCCUCAACGACAUGAUCGCGUUCGCCCCUGCGUCGUUUGCGGUUUUCGCGACGCAACAGCGCGUACUGGACGAUCGAGCCAACCAGCUGGAACAGCACCAGGUAUCCCAGCACGACGCCGUGUCCGACAAAGAAGUGGGGGCGUCUUUCGCGUUGUAGAUGUUGCUGCUGACGAUCCCGUUCAAAUUGCCCCAGCCCACCAUGAUGCCGAGGGUGAUGCCUCGUUUAUCGAUGGAGGAAUCACCAUCCUUACCUGCCGUGUUAUUGCUGAUCCAGGAGACACUGUUUGGCAAGGCGGGAUAGAUGCCCAUGGCUCCGAAAAACGUGCCAGCGUACCGGGCUCCAGGGUGGUCACACCCCAGCAGCAUGCUGAAGCCAAUCGCACCCAAGAGCGACACGAUGAUGUUGCAGAUGCCUCGCUGCCGGGUGCGGUCUGCGAUGAAGCCGACAGUGACCGUCAGAAGGGCGGCGGCGGCGUACGGAGCAACGCUGAGAAGUUGUGCCUGAGUCGAUUUAUAUCCUACAGUCUUACCCUAGUCAACGUUAGCAUUUGUCUCGGAAUUUUUGGGAGGUAUGCUCACCAUUUCAUUAAUGAUCGUAGGCACAAACAGCGCAAAAGAGUACAGCGCCCCGUUCACACCCCCGUAGAUCACACAGGCAGUGUAGGUUUUCCAGUCGCGCAGAACCUGCCAGAAAUAUGCCCAUCGGAACUGCUCCGGCUCGACGCUCGUCUGGUGAUCGACGGCAAGGCGAUGGAUGACCUGCCGCCGUUCGGUCUCGGUCAGGAACUUGGCAUCCUCGGGGAAGUUGGGCACGAUCCAGAAGGCAAUCACGCCGAUGACGACCGUGGCGAGUCCCUCGAUGAUGAAGAUCCAGGCCCAACCGCCCUUCCCACCGAUACCGCUCAUAUCGGCAAUGGCGGCCGCGAGCAGUCCGCCAAAGCUGCCAGCCAACGCGGCGGCGGAGAAGAAGAUGGCGACGCGGACACCCAGCUCGGAUCGCUUGUACCAGCAGGACAUGAUGUAGCUCACGCCGGGGAAGAGGCCGGCCUCUGCGAGACCAAGGAAAAAGCGCGCGGCGAUCAGACCGGCUGCGUUGUGCACCAGACCCAUGCAGGUCAUACAGAUGCCCUGGAGUCGUCAGUCUCGAAUCAGCCCUCAGCAGGGAAAGAUGCAUACCCAAAUGACCAUAAUGGUGGGAAUAAACACUCUGGGGGUGAAUUUCUUGAGCAGGACAUUGCUGACCGACUCGAAGAGGGCGUACGAGACAAAGAAGACACUGAGCGCGGCAUUGUACUGGCUAUUGCUCAUGUGGAGGUCUUGUUGCAGGUUAUCGAGCUUGGCAUUGCCGAUAUUUGUGCGAUCGAGGAAGCUAUAAGUUAUAACCAAGUGAGAAGUGAUUCGUAG
Messenger RNA from Rasamsonia emersonii CBS 393.64, 1464 nucleotides. RefSeq lists its product as uncharacterized. The coding region runs from base 1 to 1464 and encodes 487 amino acids. Lineage: Eukaryota; Fungi; Ascomycota; Eurotiomycetes; Eurotiales; Trichocomaceae. The transcript has 3 exons. The record is from RefSeq and is a predicted model, not a curated record.